Pezoporus occidentalis (night parrot) is the source of this 2111-nucleotide messenger RNA. RefSeq names its product cytochrome P450 2J2-like. Gene Ontology annotation, cellular component: intracellular membrane-bounded organelle; cytoplasm. Bases 1 to 1392 code for a protein of 463 amino acids. The record is from RefSeq and is a predicted model, not a curated record. Gene Ontology annotation, biological process: xenobiotic metabolic process. Gene Ontology annotation, molecular function: heme binding; iron ion binding; oxidoreductase activity, acting on paired donors, with incorporation or reduction of molecular oxygen, reduced flavin or flavoprotein as one donor, and incorporation of one atom of oxygen. Lineage: Eukaryota; Metazoa; Chordata; Aves; Psittaciformes; Psittacidae. The transcript has 9 exons.
AUGACCCGCAGCCGCAUCCCAGUGAGAAACCCACCAUACCCCAUGGAUGGCAUUAUGGUGAUCACUUGGCUUACUGCUCGGUAUGGGAACAUCUUCAGCGUGCAGUUUGGAAGCCUGACGUUUGUGGUAGUCAACGGGUACCAGAUGGUGAGAGAAGCUUUUGUCCACCAGGCUGAAAUAUUUACAGAUCGGCCAAAUAUUCCACUCCUCCAAGAAAUAUUCAGAGGCUUUGCAAGACUAGUUUGCUUGGUUUUACUGCCUACAGGACUCAUAUCAUCAAAUGGGCAUAUUUGGAGGCAACAGAGAAAGUUUACUCUAGCAACACUGAAAAGCCUUGCUGUAAGUUUUGAGGAGAAAGUGCAAGAGGAGAACCGGUACCUUGUGGAGACGAUUGAGGAGGAGAAAGGCCAGCCAUUUGACCCUCAUUAUAAAAUUAAUAGCGCUGUUUCGAACAUCAUCUGUUCCAUAACUUUUGGGAACCGCUUCGACUACCAUGACAACCGUUUCCAGGAAUUGCUGCACUCGCUGGCUGAAACGCUUCUGCUCAUCGGAAGUUUCUGGGGCCAGCUGUACAAUGCUUUCCCCUUCAUCAUGAGAUGGCUGCCAGGACCCUUUAGGAAAAUCUUCAAGCACUGGGAGAAACUUGAGUGCUUUGUAAAAGGAGUGAUCGCAAAGCACAAGGAGGAUUUGGACCAGUCCGAGGCAAGAGAUUAUAUUGACUGUUACCUGAAGGAAAUCGAAAAGUCUAAGGGUGACACCGGCUCAUAUUUCCAUGAGGAAAACCUGCUGUGCUCCACCCUGGACCUCUUCUUAACCGGGACUGAGACAACGGCAACCGCCAUCCGCUGGGCUCUGCUCUACAUGGCCACGUACCCCCACAUUCAGGAGAAAGUGCAACUUGAAAUCGACAUGGUGAUCGGCCAAUCCCGCCAACCCACGAUGGCUGACAAGGAGAACAUGCCCUACACCAGCGCGGUGCUGAGUGAGGUCCUGAGGAUGAGCAACGUGGUACCCCUGGGGGUGCCCAGGAUGUCCACCAGUGACACCACCCUGGCUGGCUUUCACCUGCCCAAAGGCACCACCGUGAUGCCCAGCCUGACUUCGAUAAUGUUCGACAAAAACGUGUGGGAGACUCCAGACACCUUUAAUCCUGAACAUUUCCUGGAUAACGGCCAGUACAGGAGGCGGGAGGCUUUUCUGCCCUUCUCUGCAGGUAAGCGGGCUUGUCCCGGGGAGCAGCUCGCCAGGACCGAGCUCUUCAUCUUCUUCACAGCCCUCCUGCAGAAGUUCACCUUCCGGGCGCCAGAGGCUGCCAUGCUGACCUUCGCCUUCACACUCAGCCUCACACGCUGCCCCAAGCCCUUCCAGAUCUGUGCACUGCCGCGUGAUUGAGGCCAGCCUGGGGCUGCCCCAGACCCUCCCUGCUUCCCAAAGUGUCGCUAUCAGCCCCAUAGAUUUGGGGCUGGAAUGAUGGGCCGCGGAUAUCAAGCACACACUAAUAUGUGGGUGGCGGUGGGCAGGACAGGAGGGACACAUAGAAUCAGAAUUUAGGCUGGAAGGGACCUUCAAAGGUCAUCUAGUCCAACCCCCCUGCAAUGAGCAAGGACAUCAGCUACAUCAGGUUGCCCAGAACCACGUCCAGCCUGGCCUCCAGUGUCUCCAGGGAUGUGCAUCUACACAUCCUGCACACUGCAAUGAGGACAACCCUUGCGGCUCUUCCCUCUGUCAGUUUGACAAAGUGCUUGAAUUUAAAAGCCUUAUUACUUAAUUUCAGCCAUUAGCAACUUCCAGGAAGGUGUCUGCCAGCUGCAAAACCAUGGGCACAGUUGGGUCCACGGCUUUUAAUUAAUUAAAAGUUGAUUAAAUGAGCACGAGUUAGUUAAUUAAAAAGGCAAGUCGAAGAGAUUUUGUUUCCAUUUAUGCGACCAAGCAUUAAGGCUUAGAAAUGCAGUUCCCUGUGUGCUUUUGUUUGGAAUAUAGGCAUAGCAAAGAUUGCUUCUUUCCUCUUUCCUCCUCACCUUUCAUGAGAAGUGACUUUUCUCUGGGCACCCACGUAGGAUUCGGAAUAGUUCACAGGAAAAGAGAAUUAAAUACAGUUCCGUUUCCGCCGG